Messenger RNA from Gymnodraco acuticeps, 3389 nucleotides. RefSeq lists its product as uncharacterized. Gene Ontology annotation, molecular function: nucleic acid binding; zinc ion binding. Bases 488 to 2977 code for a protein of 829 amino acids. The transcript has 2 exons. The record is from RefSeq and is a predicted model, not a curated record. Lineage: Eukaryota; Metazoa; Chordata; Actinopteri; Perciformes; Bathydraconidae.
AAAACAGCUCCCCUUGCGGACAUAAUAAGUAUUACAGUUAAUACAUUCUUCACCACACAGAUAAAGAUUACAUGUGGUUUCUUUGAAUUGAAGUAUUGUAGUUAACACAUUUUAUGACAUUUGCAUAAUUUCAUGAACUCAACUUGAGUAUACACUGUCCACGGUUUAUUUGGAUUUGCACCAUAUUCCUAUUUUUACAAAGUCAAAACCAUACACUGUUCAUUUUUAUUUAUUUGUUCAGAUUUUAAAAAAUUUGCAUAAUUUCAAAAUUUUAAUUUAAUUUGUCUAAUUUUGAUUUUCCAAUCUCAGUUUUACAACAUUUAAAUUUAUUUUUCCAAAUUCUGUAAAAAAAUUGAAAAAAUUACAAGAUUUUAAAGUUAAGUUCAGAUGACAUAGGAUAUCUUUAUAAAGAAUACAAGGGUACUAUUCAGAGGAUUAGUCAUUCAUUUUGAUAAACUUAAUAAUAUUAUCGGUGUACUUAAGAAACAUGUCGCCAGAGUUAAGAGCACUCACAGUGCCAGGCACAACUGCAGAUAUUAAGGCGAGAGUAAACAUCAGAUCAGAUGCUUUAACGUGUCCAAGUCAUAGACAGAAGACAUGGAACCAAAUAGAGAAACUGUUGGAACAGUGGCAAACGAGAGGAUUGAUUCCAGCAGAUGAUCAACCUGGACCAACGGAAGCCCAGAGAAAAGCUGUAGUUGAACAUGAGAAUGCUGAAUACCUACAACAGGAAAAAGCAUGGAUCAAAGCCGUACAAACCCCUUGGUAUGGACCUGCUAAAAGCGCUAUGAAAAAAGCUGAAAAAAGAAAAGUUAGGGUUACAUGUCUGUUAAUCCAUCUGACAUCCAUCGCAGAAGAUCUGCCAGUAAAUGAAGACACAGCAGAAAUGACAAAAGAGGCUCCACUUAUCCAAACUCCAAAGCAGUAUCCAAGCCUGACCGAAGUGUCUCCUCCAGACAUAUCAGAGAACAACCCUUCUCACCAAGCUUCGAUUCAAGCCCCAAAUGAGAAAGAAUUGGCGUUUGAGGUAAGAAUCCUAUCCAGUGUCAACCAGCUGAUGGAAGAACUCGGCAGAAGAAUGGAAGCAGAACUCGGCAGAAGACACGAAGAGCUCGACAGAAGAAUGGAGGAACUCGACAGAAGAAUGGACGAGGAGCUCAACAGAAGCAUUGAAGCAGAACUCAUCAGAGGAAUGGAAGAGAGACGAAAGGCAGUUGAAGCCCAUAAUGACAUUAUUGCAGAAAGACAAAGGGAGGAAGAUAAAUACCAACUACUUCUGGCGGAGAGGCAACAAGACGAUGUAAGAUUCCAGGACAUGAUGGCAGAUAGACAAAGGAGAGAACAAGAAGAACGAAGAACUCAAAGAAAACGCAGAACAAACUACUCUCCUGACUAUUCCAAUGGACGGGGAGAUGAAUAUGACGACAGCGGUACACAGUCUGAAACCAGUAGACACUCCCCAUACCAUGAACAGUCACAGCAACAACGCAGUUUUGCAUCUCCUCCUGAGAAUAAUAGUAGUGACGAAAACGAGCAACAUUACCCUGGGACAUGCCCCAAAACUAGAAGAACCAAGACCGGUGCACAUACCUCCAUGCCAUUGAUAGCGGCUGGAAGAGGAGGAUUUCAAUACCAAUCAUGGACUCACAGGGACAUGGAAGCAUUAGUGUCAAAGCUACCUCCACUCACGAAAGGAGGUCAGAAGUGGGUUACUGAUCUGGAGAAGUACACUGUCCAAGACCACCUGUGCUUGGGAGACAUGAGGGCCCUGCUUGGACGGAUAGAAGGAAGACUAGAGGCAAGAGCAGUAGAUUCCGAGGCCAAUUGCACGCACGACCCAGAUGAAACUUCAUUCAACAAUAUCAGGUCGAAUUAUUGGGCUGCUAUUCGUCACAUCUACCCGACAACACGCAAUUUACAUGCCCUCAACAGCCUGAGAAAAGAACCGGGGGAAGAAAUGUAUGCCUUCUUGAAGAGAUGUGAAGGAGUGUGGGAGGACUGCACUGGAGAACGGCAUGACGUUUCUCCGGCUGUUGUAAUGUUGUGGAAGAACGCUGUCAUUAAAGCCCUUCCCCGAUCAGUGCAGGCAGGCCUGGGAGACGUGGUGGGAUUAGACGCUAAACCCAUUGAAGAAUGGAGACUACAUCUCAUUCACUACGAUAUGAAAUACCAGGCAACAAAGGGGGAAAAUGAUGAAGAAAUUAAAACACUAAAACUAAGACUUUUGAAGAUACAAGUAGCUGAGAAAGAUGCCGAAGCUAAUAAAAACAAGAAAUCGACAAAUCAGAUGGCCAUACUAGCAGAGAAGGCAGGGCGGACACCUCCAACAGUUCAACAAAGCGGAGGAGGAAGUGUAUGUCCACAAAACCAGGUUCAGCAGACACCUGUGUAUCUUCCUACGCAAGUACAGCCACAAGCACCACAGUAUCUUCAACAGCAGACACCUGUGUAUCUUCCUACGCAAGUACAGCCACAAGCACCACAGUAUAUUCAACAGCAAAUACCUGUGUAUCUUCCUAACCAAGUACAGCCGCAAGCACAGGUAUACACUCCCAUACAGCAUCAACAAAAGGGACAAUGGAGAGGAAAGCAACGAUCAAGAGGAAGAAGGGAUGAUGGCUGCUUCAUAUGUGGAGAUUGUAGACAUCUGGCCAGAGAUUGCCCCACUCAGCAAUAUCCACCACAAGGUAGCACCUCACAAUACAGAGGAGAACCAGCGUUAGAUUUUAGAAAUAUUGAGGCGGAAGCAUAUGCCAGGGCCAUGACGAAUAUUUCUGUUGGAUCAGGUGAUUGGGUAAAUGUAAAAAUCCACAAGAUGAACUUGUUGCAACCUGUAUGGAGUGGACCAUGGGAAGUUGUAGAACGCACUGCAGAUGCGCUCCGGAUCAAAGUUAAAAAAGGAACAUGUUGGCACCUUCUUACACAUUGUGUCGCCGUACCGCCACCUUUCCAGAAACGGCACGGCAGUUGGAACUGAUUUUGGAAAACUGGUACAAAAAACAAUAAGGAAUUGAACAUUUUUUACAACGACAGCACCAGGAGAUGAGUAAACUCAAGAAUCUGUAGUGUAAAUACAUUGAGAAAAACACAUUUUACACUCGAACUGUUUGCACAUCAUAGACAAGGAAGUUAGAAAAUAUAAAUAAAUGUUCAGCAAAAGUAAUAAGUAUGGUGGAAAGUAGACAUAGGCCUACACUUGAUUCAAAUUUCAUUACUGUGAUCCAAUUGGUGUGCUCUGCAGGUUUACUAUUGUUCUAAAUAACAGUGGGAUUUAAAAUAUUGGAGAAAAUAUGGAGAUGUUCUUUCGUAGUGUGUGGAAUAUGUGAUGCUGGAAACAUGUAAGUAUUUCAGAGUUGUGUUGGGUAAAUAUGUAGCAAUGGAUGAAACAA